This is a messenger RNA of Bipolaris zeicola 26-R-13, 342 nucleotides long. RefSeq lists its product as uncharacterized. NCBI's taxonomy places the organism in Eukaryota, Fungi, Ascomycota, Dothideomycetes, Pleosporales, Pleosporaceae. The record is from RefSeq and is a predicted model, not a curated record. The coding region runs from base 1 to 342 and encodes 113 amino acids. The transcript has 2 exons.
AUGGCUAAGAGAGGAAUCGAGGAUGCGAUCGCACCUCAAAGCGGCUUUGGAUACGUUUUGCGUAGUAAGGCAGCCGCCAUACCGGCAAUCCAGUGCCCGUACGAUAUCCACGGCGCAUUGACAGGCAGCAUGGAGGCGUCUAGUCCUUGGUGGUUUUUGGAAGAGCAAUUCUCAGCAAAGACCACGAAUGGCAGCCCCCACAUCAUCAGCGAUAUGGCCGACAGUACCUUGCUCGGUCGAGCCAAUGAUGUCCUCCCUCGGCUUAUCCGCUGCAUCAAUAACAAUUACGGAAUGACCUUUGGAAUAUCUCUGCACGUCAUACCAAUGCCCUUGCCCGAAUAG